Anopheles darlingi is the source of this 5700-nucleotide messenger RNA. RefSeq lists its product as uncharacterized. Lineage: Eukaryota; Metazoa; Arthropoda; Insecta; Diptera; Culicidae. The record is from RefSeq and is a predicted model, not a curated record. The transcript has 7 exons. Bases 16 to 5700 code for a protein of 1894 amino acids.
UGAACUUUCGUUGCUAUGGACGCCAACUUGGAGCCCACCGUGUGCUUGGAUUUUGGAGCAGCAGGCAUCACUCAGGAACAGUUGUGUGAUAUUGUUAGACAAUGCAGCAGUGCCCCCGAUAUAACGCGGCAGUUUCCGAAUCGAGUCUCCUCAGACUUCGAACCACGCAUACGACCAUUCUCUAAAAAUCGUGCCGGAUACUUAGGGGAGCACUUUAUUCUGGAGCUCAUCUUGAAAAACCCCCCACUCGAUCAUCAUAUCGCACCGUGGAUUAUGAUAUCGGAUAUUGUGGUGCCGCUUUUUCUAAAAACAUCGUCGACGAAGAUUCCGACGCUUCAGCAGUACUUGCAGUCGAUAGGGACGGCAAAAAAGGAGGCGGGCAUGUACCGCGAGCUGCUCCCACAAAUGGAUGAGUUUUCUCGGUUUGCUCCCCGUUGCUACUAUGUCGAAACCAAGGCCAACUUUACGCUCGUGCUCGAGAACUUGCAAACGCAAGGCUUUACCAGCAUCGCCAGCGAUUCGAUGGGUAUCUUUGAUCGUCAGCACUUGCAGUGUGCUCUAAUUGCACUGGCCAAGUUUCACUCCGCCUCUCUAUUGCUGGAAGCGAAAACAGGCCAUAGCUUGCUCCAGUUGUCUCCCGGUGUAUUGGAGGAAAAUGCCUGGAAGCGUACCGAAAACAAUCCUCGUGUAGAAGAGCUGAACAAUGCCAUCGAAGUGUUGCUGGAGCUUGUGAAGGUAACCGAGCGGGACAAUCCCCAGCUACUCUCCAUUCUGGACCGACUUCCACCAUUCGUCGAACAAAUCUACGAGCUAGUGAAGCCAUCUAGUGAAUAUAAGAACGUUGCUUGCCACGGCGAUCUGUGGGCAAGCAAUCUAAUGUUUCGCUACGCUGAUGGUGACACAGCGUGCCAACCCGUCGAGUGUUUGAUUAUUGAUUUUCAGUUCGCACGCUACGCACCGCCGGCAUACGAUGUAAACAUGCUUAUCACGCUGACCACAACCGGCGAGUUCCGUAAGCAGCACUAUUCCGAUCUGAUCAGCUUCUACUUCCAACGCCUGAAGGAGGAACUAGCCAAUCAUGAGGCUCACGAGGAUCUGCUGCCGAACAAAGAGGUAUUCUUAGCAUCCUGCACCAAAUAUCGCACGUCCUCAUUGAUUGAGAACUUCCUGAUGAAUCACGUGACACUGCUACCGAGAAGUAAGGUGGACCGUAUCUUUUCCUCAACCGAGUGCUACGAAGCAUUCAGCGGGAAAGCCAAGAUCGCCAUGUGCUUGGAGGUGCUGCGUGAUAAUGCAGCAUACCGUGAUCGCAUUACGGGUAUCAUACGUGACCUCAUUGCAGCACUCUGUGUCUACACGAUGGAGGUGCCAACGCCGGAGAUUCUUAGUGCCGAGGAUGUGCGGAUUGUGGUGAAAAAUAGUACGGGUACCGAGGCCAAAGUGUUGGGCUUUUGCGUGAAACGUAUGAGCGAAGAACCGAUAGGGUACAUGGCGGAUCACUUAACGCUCUGCAUCGAAAUUGCUGGUGCUGCUGGUGCUGAUAGUAAGACGAUUGUGAAUGGGACCAAAACGUCCGACCAAAGUAAUGGCCUUGCGCCGACCGACAAUAAGCUGCACUUUUUUAUGAAACUGCUCCCGGAAGCGAACCCAAAGUUGGCGGAGUACAUCGAGAAGAUGGGUUGCUUUCGGAAGGAGAUCGACGUGUACAGUGUGCUGCUGCCGGAGAUGUUGAGGCACACGCACGGGAUCGAACAAUUUAUGCCGCGCAUCCUGCUUACGAAAGAGCACAGUCUGAUCGUUUGCGAUGACCUUCGGCAGCAGGGCUACAGCCUGAAGCUUGACCGGGCGAGCAGUUUGCUGAAUCAGUCGCACAUUGAAGUAGCCCUGCGCACAAUCGCCAAGCUACACGCAACAUCCAUCAUCUACGAGGAGCGGGAGGGCACACCGUUGGCGGAAACCUGCCGAAGGCUCGCGCGGAACGGCACGGCCAACAUGCUCGAGGAGAACGUGUACAUUAACCGUGAAUCGUACGUUCGCACGACCAAUCUAGAAAACUGCAUACAGGUGCUAUGCGAGCUGACCAAACGGAUCGACAAGUAUCGGCAGGCGGACAACCUCGAACAAAUUCUCGAUCAAAUACCGGUGCUGGUGCGGAAAAUUUACGAUUUCGCCAAGCCAUCGAAAGUGUUUCGAAAUGUGCUGAAUCAUGGGGACCUAUGGUGCAAUAAUAUCAUGUUCAAGUACGAGCCACAGCUGAACGGCACACAAGCCGGGACGGGACAACCGGUCGAUGCAAAGUUGGUGGACUUUCAAUUUUCACGCAUUGCCCCACCGGCGUACGAUGUGAUGGCCCUGAUCAUGAUAUCCACCCUGAGCACGUUCCGGGAACCGUUGUUGGAUAGCUGGAAGCAUCUGUACUACAAUCAAUUGGCAGACUACCUAGCAGCUAACGACUUGGAGGCAGAACGGUUGCUGCCUCGGACAGUAUUUCUCGAGUCCUGUGCUCACUACCAUCUGGCCGGGCUAAUCGAAAGCUGCAUGUACUUCCAUUGGCCUCCGGAGCAGGAUUGUUACGAGUGGGACGAGAGCGUGUCGGACGAUUUCGAUUGUAAAACCAACUCGACCGUGUUCGUGCGGGCCAGCAUUCGCGGGUACGAGAAGUACGAACAGUACCGGAUACGCAUCAGUGAUAUGAUCACGCAGAUUGAGAUGCGGAUAGGCGAUGCGCCACCGAUGGGGACGGUCAAAUUGAGUGAGCUGUACUCCACCUUCAUCCAGCUGCCGCUAACGGCCAGUCUACAGAUUAGUAACGAAAUUUGUUCCAACUGCGUGACUGUGUUGAAGGAAUUUUAUCUCUUUCGCGAACGAGCGCACCGUUCGUUCGAGGAGCUGCAGACCAAGGCAGAUAUUGCGAAGAUUAUAAGCCACCUGGAGCACAGCAGUGUCGGCAGUGUGCGGCCCGAACGCCUCAUCGAAGACUUUGACGAAGAGUAUGAACCGAUGCUUCCCGAUGAACCACCAGAACCCAGCUUGGAAGCACCGGAAACCGAUUGCAACAGUGGCCCAUUUCGGUGUACGAUUUGCCAAAAGAUGUUCAAGAUGCGUAAACUGUUGCUUCGGCAUGAGGAAGUGCAUCGAUCGACGGAUCAACGAACAGCGCGCUAUCACUGCCAGUUCUGUGAGAAACACUUCCGCACGCAAAAGGGAUGUAGUACUCACGAACUGAAAGCACACCGGCGACCAAGCUUGAAGAAAGGGUUAGCCAAUAGCCACGAAAACGAUGGAUCACGUUGCCGAUUGAUCAAAAAGCGGGUGGAGCAUAAGUGUCUUAUCUGCGAGAGUCACUUCAGUACCGCACGAUUGCUUAAAGAACACAACGCUACGAUGCACCCUCUGCAGGCGAAUCGCUUCCCAUGUGAUCUUUGUACCAAAACCUUCACACGCAAAUCGUCCCUCAACGUACACAAGAUGGUACUGCAUGCCGGUAUACGGCAGCAUUCUUGUCACAUUUGUGCGCGUUCCUUUGGGAAGGAAGACUCGCUUAAAACACACCUGGAACUGCACACGGGCAAGACGCAUCGGUGUAAACUCUGCAACAAGGCAUUCGUAAAGGCCAGCUUUCUACGCAAACAUCUGGAGCAGCACGAAUCGGAGGAUGCAAUAAGGCGAUUCGUGUGUCGCGUCUGCUCAAAGGCGUUCACCACGAAGAGCCAUCUCAGUGAUCACGAGCUGAUACAUAGCGAUGAGCGGCCGCACCGGUGCAAUACGAUCCGUGGGGUCUACUCGCUUAAUAUCCAGCGGGCCGUACAGCUAGCAAGUAGUCGUUUAGAACAUUUCACCAUGGAUCCAUCGACGAUCGGGUUGACCGAGCAGGACAUUGAGACGGUGGUGAAGAGCUACAUUAAGGAUAAACGCAAUCGGGUGAAUGGAAAGUUCCGGCUAGUUUCCUAUCAGGUGCGUCGGUUGAGUGAGGAUCCGAUCGGUUACCUGGGUGAUCACUAUCUGUUGGAUGUGAAUUUGCGGGAAAAAAUGGUCCACUACACACCGGAAGAGGAAGAACAGUACGCCGAGGAAGAGUAUAUAAGCUUCUUCCUGAAGGUGCUGCCCGAGACCGUACCGAAGCUAGCGGAUUAUAUCAAGGAAAUGGGUUGCUUCCGUAAGGAGAUCCUGCUGUACAAGCAUCUCAUCCCACGGCUCCAGGACGUGAUGAUUGGCACGCGCCAGUUCGUUCCGACCGCGUAUUACACCAAGGACGAGCGUAUGGUCGUGUUUGAGAAUCUGCGCACCGAUGGCUACAGCAUUGUCGAGGGUACGACGAAUUUACUCGAUCUCGAGCAUCUGAAGGUGGCACUGCAGGCGGUGGCCAAACUGCACGCCUCCUCGCUCAUCCUGGAGGAACGCUCUGGUGCACCGAUUCCGAAGCUCUUUGUCGGUUAUCUCAACGAGAACGCCUACGUGGAGGAUGAAGAUCACGUGCGCAAGGUGAAUCUAGAUAACGCGAUCCGCGUGAUGUGCGAGAUGAUUAAGCGGAUCGACUGCUACGCCGGUUCUGACCGCUUAGACGAGAUACUGCGCAAGGUGCCGGAUGUCGUGCGCAAGAUUUACGAUUUCUCCAAACCCUCAACCGUCUACCGGAAUGUACUGAACCAUGGCGAUCUGUGGAGUAAUAAUGUGAUGUUUAGAUACGAGCUGAUUCCGACGAGCGGAGACAAUGGCAAGGACGGGCACCUUACUGAAGGUGAGCAAAAAGAGGGUGAACGAGAGGAUCGGGAGGUAGUGACGGCUGCCUUCGAACGGCCUCAUCGCCGGAAGCGUUCCUCUAUCAAGCGACUGAACCCGAACGAGGUGCUUAACCUUGGCAACUGGUCAGCGCCGGCAGGAGCACGUCCAUCGAGUUGCAUACUGAUCGACUUCCAAAUUGCACGCUACGCCCCGCCAGCCUACGAUGUGCUGUCCUUUCUGACGUCCACUACCACCCGUACCUUUCGGAAGCAGUACCUGGAGGAGUUGCUGGAUGGGUAUUACGAGGCUUUGCGCGUGGAGCUGGAUUGGUUCCAUCGGGAUGUACGUGAAGUGUUCCCCGGUGGCUACGGUUCCUAUCGAGAAUCAUGCGAUCAGUAUCAACUCGCUGGAUUGAUCGAUAGCAUCCUCUAUCGGCAUGUGACGAUGCUUCCGGUUGAGUUGGUGGCACGGUGUCGAGAAGAGCACCGUCUACCCGUUGGUGGUGGCGAUGGCUCAUCGCGGGUUAGAGACGCGCGACUCGUAGACUUUCAGCUGGCCCGUUACGCACCGCCAGCGCUGGAUGUAUGGACACUGCUUAUGCUCUGUACGGUGCGUGACUUUCGUCGCACGCACGCCCGGUCGCUGCUGGACUGGUACUAUAAGUCCUUGAAGGAGCUGCUCACUAGCGCUGGUGGGCUGGAAAUAGAGCGGGUCGUGCCACGGGCACAGUUCGAUGCAUCCUGUGCCGAUUUCGAACUGGCCGGGCUCAUCGAAUCGUUACUCUUCAGCCAUCUAACGCUGAUUCCCAAACGGUUCGCCAAGGAUAUGCUGCAGUGCUCGGAGGCCUUCGAUAGCUUUUUGCGCGGCAACGGCAAGGAGCGCGUGUGUCUGGAAUCGUUCGAAACGGAUACCACCUAUCGUGAGCGGCUGUCCGAAAUGCUGACCGAGCUUAUCGAAUCGUACUGCUUGGUGGACUAG